Syzygium oleosum is the source of this 1849-nucleotide messenger RNA. RefSeq names its product zinc finger CCCH domain-containing protein 43. The coding region runs from base 110 to 1567 and encodes 485 amino acids. Lineage: Eukaryota; Viridiplantae; Streptophyta; Magnoliopsida; Myrtales; Myrtaceae. The record is from RefSeq and is a predicted model, not a curated record. Gene Ontology annotation, molecular function: mRNA binding; metal ion binding. The transcript is spliced from 6 exons.
ACCUUUUCUUUGUCCUCGUUCACACUUGUUUCUUCUUCUUCGCCUUCUGCUUCUGCUGUGCCUGCGGGAGCUUGGGAUUGAGUUUGCAGCUUCGAAAUGUGUUUCGGGAAUGUCAUCCAAGGCUCUGCUUAGAUGGAUCUUCAGCUCCAAGGAGGCCCCCUCCUCUGAAGAACCCACCAUGGCCGACCCCGACGGCAGCCCCGACCCGCCGUCCCCGCCCCCGCCCCCGCCGCCGCCGCAAUCGGUCGCCAGGCCCGAUCCCACGACGCCCGAUCCCGAUCGGGCGGCGGAGAACCAGCUGGCGGAGGAGUUGGUGCGCCUCUGUGUUGGGGGAGCAUCGGAACCGUCGGUCGUCGAAGACGGAGGAGGAGCCGAGAAGGGCUCGGGCGCGGACGCGGACGCGGACGCUCGCGGGGCGGAGGACGGCGACGGCAAGAGCGGAGGAGAGAGCGGCGACGACGGGGAGAAGGAGGAGAAUGGGGAUAGCCAGAGCGACGACGAGAAGAGAGAGGAGAGGAGGAGGGUUAAUAAGUAUCCGGUGAGGCCUGAGGCGGAGGACUGCUCCUUUUAUAUCAAGACGGGCACUUGUAAAUUUGGAUCCAAUUGCAAGUUCAAUCAUCCAGUGCGACGGAAGAAUCAGGUUGCGAAGGAUAAGGUGAAGGACAAGGAAGAACCAAAAGAGAGGCUAGGACAGACAGAAUGCAAGUAUUACUUAAAAACAGGAGGUUGUAAAUAUGGCAAAGCUUGUAGAUACAACCACUCCAGGCCAAAAGCAUUUGUAACCCCCUUUGUAGAGCUUAACUUUUUGGGCCUGCCCAUCAGACCGGGAGAGAAAGAAUGUCCGUUUUACAUGCGUAAUGGAUCCUGCAAGUAUGCAGCUAAUUGCAGGUAUAAUCAUCCUGACCCCACUGCCGGAGGAGGUGACCCUCCUUCAGAAUAUGGUAAUGGGGGGUCUGCUUCAUUGCAAAGUGCAUCACAAUUUCCGGUGGCAUCAUGGUCAUCACAAGGAACAUUGAACGAUGCUGCGCCAUUUGUACCUAUGAUGUAUUCUCCAAACCACGGGGUGUCAUCGCACAAUGCGGAAUGGAACGGUUAUCAGUUUCCCGUCAAUCCACCGGGACCAGUUGUGCGCCCUCCUUCAGCAUAUAUCAUGAAGCACCCCGUGACUGAUAGCCAUAUCUAUACCCAUCAUCAGAUGGUGAUCGAUGAAUUUCCAGAACGACCUGGCCAACCUGACUGCAGUUACUUUCUGAAAACUGGGGAUUGUAAGUUCAGGUCUAAUUGCAAAUAUCACCAUCCGAAGGAUCGAAUCUCAAAGUCACCUCCGGUUGUGCUGAGUGACAAGGGCCUUCCAUUGAGACCGGAUCAGAGCAUCUGCUCAUAUUACAGCCGCUAUGGCAUUUGCAAGUUUGGUCCUGCUUGCAGAUUUGACCAUCCCGUGCACUUGGCUCCAUCAACCAUGUCCGGACUAGAUCAGCCAUCUUCAGUUGGCGACUCUGCCACAAGUGAUGGGCCAAUGAUAGAUGGGACAAGGAGUUCAAACGAUGCUAUUCAGCAAUCUGUAUAGCUCAACUGCUUUCUAGCUUUGUAGGCUUUAGUCUCCCUGGCUUCAUUUCUUCUCUUGAACAUGAAGAAUUCUAACUUAUGUCCAGCUACCCCGAGAUCUCCAGUGAGUGGUGCUUUCUUCCAAUGUUGUUAACUGGUUAGUACUUAAAUAAUUGUAUAUUGUCUCAGUUUUAGGCUUAUUUUGGGACUUUUCUGGUUGCGGGAUUGGUGGUUAUCAGUGAAACUGCUAAUCAGGAAUAGGCAAAAACAGCGAAGUUGUGCAAGGCACAAAUCGUUUUUUGUA